CACGUCGGAGGAAACAUGUCGAUACCAACAAAUCGCAACUCAAAUCAGUCACUCAGCGCGAUGUGGACAUUGUGAAGACUUUAAAUCAUCACUGUAUGGAAACAUGAACGCGCUUUGCUGCUUUGCACUUCGUUUUUCCCUCCUGAUUGAUGUGUCUUUGGUAUUGGGAGAUUUGCUCAGUCCUCAGAAUGUGACUCUUGAGACGCUGAACACACAUUACGUCCUGCAGUGGGACUGGAGUCAGCAGACGGCUGUUAACAGCACUGUCACCUUCACUGCACAGUCUCUCGCGAAGUAUAAGGCACGUAAGCAGGCUCAUAAGCAGGACUGGCAAUCUGUGUGUGUGAAUGUAACGGAGCACCGCUGUGAUUUCUCUAAUGCUGGUUUGCAUUACUUCGGCAUGUUUCUGCUACGUGUACGGGCGAACACAGCUCAACAGUCUUCCCGCUGGGUCCAGAUUGAGUUCUGCCCUGAUAAACAAGCUGCUUUAGGUCCUCCGUCCAGUGUGAAGCUGAACUCUGUUAAAGAAGAUCUUGAGAUCAUUAUCUCUGACCCUCUGAGCAGCACAAACCAGUCAAUGAAAGAGCUGUCGCAGAAGAUGUAUUACCUCAUCCAGUACUGGAAGAAAUCAGACAGCUCACAGGAGACAAAAGCAGUUUUGAAGACGGAGAGUAAUGUUGUGAUGCUGUCUAACCUGGACAAAUGGACGGAGUACUGUGUGAGAGUUCAGUCCUGCUGUGCAUACUACAACAAGAGCAGCGUCUUCAGUGAUACACUCUGUACACAGACUGGGGGAGACACUUCGUACCAGAAGAUAUUUGGCUACUUCCUGUUGUCUCUGCUCUUUUUCCUGGUGGUGCCUUUACUGUGGUUCUGCUUGAAUAAGAUGUAUACGUUCAUAAAGAGCAUCUUUUGCCCCUCCAUUCAACUGCCAGUGUACAUGCAAGAGCUCUGCUUUUCUGACUCUGAUAUGCCUCAACUGUUGGAUCCUAAGGCAGAGUGCGUCUGUGAGCAUCUGGACCUCAACAGUGCAGAGACACAGGACACUGGAGCAGCAGUGAUGGAUCUCCUCCUCUCACAGGACACAGUCAUGCACAGCAGACAUGGCAGCGGAGACUCCGGCGUUUACUCCACAGAGGAGGACUCGUGUCACACACACAUCACAUGCAUAGAUGUACAGAUGGAAGACCUGUUUUAGGUUGGAGAGAAACCGUAACCAAAAGAGAAGGUUUCCUUAAGAAAAUGAAAAGUUUGGUGUCCACCUAAAUACCUGGGAGGCACUGAGGAGAUCAGUUAAGGGUGAAACAAUGGUUGCAAAAUUCUGACAAAACCCCCGAUAAUAUUCUGCCAUCCCCAAGAAGCGGCGCAACUUGCGUUUACUCACUGGCGUGGGGACUCAACAAGGGCAAAGACUUUUGCAUCCACUGGACAUACCUGACCUUGGCCAACGUGAUUACCCAGGUUCAAAUUCAGUGCCAGUGAAGCCCACAGUAUUUCUAAAUGUUCUUCCCAACUGGAAAAAUAGACCGCAACAUUGUCUUAAUAUCUUUGCACUGCUGCACUCCAGAGAGCACUGUCUGCAUAAGGUGCUGAAAUGUAGAGGGCCUUGCCAGUAUCCUUUCAAAAGAUCUAGCUUUGUCACAGAUUUCACACACACAGUCUUGAAACUGUCUUUUUUGCUUCAAAUCAAAGUUUGUAAUGUUGUGAUUCAUCUCGGAGCUGGUUGGUUUGGUUAAUGUCUUUCAAGUCUAUGAAGACUUUUAUGAAAUCCCUAUGGAAGAAAUGACUGGGAAAAAUACUUUUGGAACCAAGACAGCUGAAAAAGUGUGCGGGCACUAUUGCACUCUCUAUAGCCUCUAUUAAUAAUCUUUUACCUGUUAUUAUAUCUAACCUCUUAAAACCAGGUGCUAGGCCGCAAGAAGGCGCUAAACACUGGAAAAAAUGAUGGUAUUAUUCAAUAACCACUUGCUUGAUCUCCACAACAUGUUAAUGAUAGGAUGUGAAGCCUUAUGAAGCAAAGAUACUGUACUUUCUAUACAAAUGUAUUGAAAAUGGAUUCAUUACUCAAAGCUUCUGUACACGGUUCAAAUUACUGCCAUCUGGUGGUCAAAAAAAAAAUAAGCGCAUCUAAUAAGCCGCAGUGGCUAACAAAGUUUUGAUGCAAUAAAAUUCAUAUUCAGCGUUGUUGUAAUGUGGCACUACAGCUUUAAGAAAAGGUUUUCCCAGAACCGCUUGUGUCGAAUGCUGGUCAAGCAAGUGUGUCACUGUCUGAGCGGGAUGCCACCAAUCAGUAAAACAUUUGUUCAUCACACAAGGUUGUUGGUCUGAAGUCAUUACAGCUAUCAAGUCAUUUUCGUGUUUUGUUUACUAAAGUGUUUAUAAAUGUUAUAACCAAGUGAAGGCUCAAGGGAUCCAUAUAUGAGUAAAGAUGUUACUGCAUUAUUUUUAAAAUAAAAACAAUGUAUGAGAGUAAAUGUGUAACUGAUUAUUAAUAUGUAGAUUGGAAAAUAAAUCUGCAUGCUGACUGGGCAGUAAAACAUUAUAU
Molecule: messenger RNA, 2545 nt
Organism: Myxocyprinus asiaticus (Chinese sucker)
Lineage: Eukaryota; Metazoa; Chordata; Actinopteri; Cypriniformes; Catostomidae
Gene: il10rb
Product: interleukin 10 receptor, beta
Exons: 8
Coding region: 104-1198 (364 amino acids)
Molecular function (GO): protein binding; interferon receptor activity
Source: RefSeq, a predicted model, not a curated record